AAUAUAUGGAAUCGAAGCUUAAAUAAUUGAGACGAGCACGAGCCACAAUCCAAUGGAUUCUUUCACAGACCGCAAAAGUCAAGAGAAAAUGAACCCCUCCCCCUCUCUUACUCUGUGACUCCUCCGCCGUCCGAUCAACCGAAUCUCUCAAUCUCACCCCGAUUCCCAACGCCCUUUACUGCCUCUUUUUCCGGUUCCAUGCAAAAAAGCCCGACAUUUUUCACAAACUCCCAACAAUUUUUCCCCUUUCUCUCUCUCUCCCUCUCUCCUCAUUCACUGCUGGAUUCAUCAUUCCUUAUUUAUUGCUUUCCACUCUCUGCUGACUACAUUUAAAGCGCAGCACAGAUUUUCCAGCUACAAGCCUGCCCGGAAUCUUCAUCUCACUCUCUGUUGGUGACGGCGCGUGAUGAUAAUUGGAUGGUGAUGAUGACGAUGACGUCGACGCUGAUUUUUUAGCUUGAAUUAAGACUGAAUCAUUCUUUCUUAAUUUGGUGAAGCAGAUCUCACAUGCCAUCACUACAUAAAAAGCAAUGCCUUUAUUCAGUAAACUAAGUGUAUCUUCCCCAAAACCUUGCAAAAGGAGUCUAUAAGGAAUCAUGAAGAGGUUGCAGAUACAUCAAAGUAACCAUCCAUUUGAUCCAUAUCCUUUUGAGGCUUUUCGGAAUGGCUCAUGGCAACCUGUGGAGCGCCUCAAAGUUAAUGGUGGAGCUAUCUCGACACAUAUUGUUGAAAAUGGAGAGGUCAUUGAGGAGGACCUUCCAAUGUCGCAUCUUCGUGUAAGGUCAAGAAGAGCUAUUGUAUCCGACUGCAUAUCCUUUUUAAGGCAAGGAGUUGAUGUUUGUGUAUUUUCUACAUUUCACAAUCCUGAAGAUUCAGAUGAUGAGACAAGUGAUGAACCUGUCUGGGUUGAUGCAAGGAUAAGAUCGAUUGAGAGGAAACAUGAUGGCGCAUCAUGUAACUGCGAGUUCUAUAUCAGUUUCUACGUCGACCAAGGCCCUGAUCUUUAUCUGAUAAACAAGAAGCUUUGUAAAGCAACUACCAUGGUGAAAAUCAAUCAGAUUUCUGUACUUCAAAAGCUAGAACAGAAGCCAUACGAGAGUCAAUAUUACCGUUGGGGGUCCUCCGAGGACUGUUUUUCAGUUCAAAAGUUCAAGUUGUUUAGUGGGAUAUUCUGCGCUGAUAUGUCAUGGCUCAUUGUCGCAUCUGUUCUGAAGCAAACGGCAUUUGAUGUGAGAUCGAUGAGGAAUCAUAUUGUCUACGAGGUUUCGGAAUACAGUCCUGACAGUGGUCAAGCAGAUUCUCCGAAUCAUACGUAUUGUGUGAGUUUCAAGGUGGAAAAUAAUGUUUUGACCCCUUUUGUUAUGCAAGCUGAUCUGGCCACCAACGAGGAAGGUUCCGAAGGACGUGAGGUCGGGUUCUUGUGUUCGUACGAUCCCACUGAACUGCGGAGAUCAAAACGUCGAAAUGCACAGCCAGAACGUUACUUGGGUUGCGAUAACCUUCCAGAUUACGAGAUUGAGGUGACCCGUUUAGGAGAGAGCAAGACCUAUAAGAAAGAGUAUGAUGAGAGUUCGUCGGAGGAUGAAGAGUAUGAUGAGUUUCCAAUGGCUCUCUCAGUUCAGGCCGACAACGAAUUUCAGCACCACCGUUCGGAUGAAAACUGCAGUAGCUCUAGUAAAAGAAAGUCCAAAGAUGGCGCUCCAUCACAUGAAAAUGAUGGGGACUCGGACGCGCCUAAACGUAAGAGUGGUAAGAAAUCGGGCAUGUCUAAGUAUCAGCAGAAAUUAGCCGCGCUCAAAGGAGCUCGACAAGAAGAGCUUGCGAUCAUUCCUACAGACGGUUCCGGUGGCAAUGGCUCGUCGAUCCUCGAUAAAAAUUUCCUGAAUUUCAAGGUUCCUGAAGAAAGUUCGAAAGAUAUCGGAGAAAUGGUUUCAAGAUAUUUCUAUAUGAACGGAUUUCAGUCCUCACAGAAAAGGAAAACAUUUGACUUCAUGGAUGCUGAAAGUGGAGGUAGAAAGGGUCCGAAAGUCACUCGUAGAAAAUACCACAGAGUGAGCAGCCAUUCGACUAGUUUGAAGAGGGACUGCUUUUACGUUAGAGAGAGCAUUUACGACGUGAGGAGUUUCAGGAAGGGCUCUGUAACGGCACAACUAUGCCGAGAAUUGAUCAGAAGAUGUAUGAACAAUAUCGAUGCCACUCUAAAAAAUGAGCCGGUGCAGCCCCCCGUGGUUGAGCAGUGGAAGGAGCAUCAGUCGAAGAAAUCCUCGAAUGAGAAGGAGCCGGACGAGAAACCUGCUGUAAACAACGAGGAAGGAAUAUCGGAGAUCGAUAUGUUGUGGAAGGAAAUGGAAGUUGCUUUGGCAUCAUGGUACCUCCUUGAUGAUAAUGAGGAUUCUCAUGGUAAACCUCCUGAUGAAGUGCAAAACUCGAGUUGGAUCGGGGGGAAUAAGUGCGAACAUGAUUAUCGACUUGAUGAGGAAGUUGGAAUGGUUUGCCAAUUGUGUGGAUCCGUGGAGACUGAAAUAAAGGAUAUUUUGCCACCAUUUACUCCAACUACACAAAGCACUCCAACAAAGGAGCAAAGAACUGGAGACGACGUGGACGCAGAGCACAAAAAGAGCGAACAUAAAGAUCUCGAGCAACUCUGCAUUCCUGCCCCAUCGACUAAGCCUUCAAUAGGAAACGGGGAGAACAACGUGUGGUCGCUGAUUCCUGAUCUCAAAGAUAAACUACGGAGCCACCAAAGGAAAGCUUUCGAAUUCCUGUGGCGGAACAUUGCUGGAUCUUUGAUACCAUCACGAAUGGAGAAAAAGAAGAAGAGACGAGGCGGCUGCGUCAUUUCUCACGCUCCUGGAGCCGGAAAGACUUUGCUCAUCAUCGCGUUUCUUGUUAGCUACCUGAAGCUGUUUCCCGGAUCGAGGCCGUUAGUCCUUGCUCCAAAAACGACGCUGUACACGUGGUACAAAGAGAUAAUCAAGUGGAAGGUGCCUAUUCCUGUUUACCAAAUCCACGGUGGUCAAACAUAUAAAGGCGAGGUCUUGAAGCAGAGAAUGAAGGUCGCACCGGGCCUUCCCCGCAACCAAGAUGUCAUGCAUGUGCUCGACUGUCUUGAGAAGAUGCAGCAGUGGCUUUCGCAUCCCAGCAUCCUGCUUAUGGGCUACACCUCAUUCCUCACUCUGACACGGGAAGAUUCGCCUUACGCGCACAGGAAAUACAUGGCUCAACUACUGAAGCAGUGCCCCGGGAUUCUGAUCCUUGAUGAAGGGCAUAACCCGAGGAGCACAAAGUCGAGGCUCAGGAAAGCUCUGAUGAAGGUUAAUACGAGGCUUCGAGUUUUGCUCUCGGGUACGUUGUUUCAGAACAAUUUCGGUGAAUAUUUCAACACCCUUCUCUUAGCAAGGCCGAGCUUCGUGAACGAGGUGUUGAGAGAGCUGGAUCCCAAGUAUGAGAAGAGAAAUAAAGAGAGGCUAACUCAAUUUUCGCUGGAGAAUCGGGGACGAAAGCUUCUGAUCGAUAAAAUCUCGAAGAAGAUAGACUCCAACAAGGGCGGAGAAAGAGAGCAAGCGCUGAAGACGUUGAGGAAACUGACUACCAAGUUCAUAGACGUGUAUGAGGGAGGCACCUCAGACGAGCUCCCCGGCUUGCAAUGCUACACGUUGAUGAUGAAGUCGACCAGCCUUCAACAAGAGAUUCUGUUGAAACUUCAGAAUCAGAGGCCCGUGUACAAGGGAUUCCCUCUGGAGCUGGAGCUGCUUAUCACGCUUGGUGCCAUCCAUCCUUGGUUGAUCCGAACAACAGCGUGCUCACGCCAGUACUUCAGCCCGGAGGAGCUGGAGGAUCUCGAGAAGUUCAAGUUUGACAUGAAGUCGGGCUCCAAAGUUAGAUUCGUUAUGAACCUCGUGCCAAGAUGCCUGCUCAGAAACGAGAAGCUGCUGAUAUUCUGCCACAACAUCGCCCCGAUCAAUCUGUUCCUGCAGAUAUUCGAGAGGUUCUACGGCUGGCGUAAAGGGCGGGAAGUCCUUGUGCUUCAAGGAGACAUCGAGCUCUUUGAGAGAGGGCGGGUGAUGGAUAAAUUUGAGGAGCCAGGGGGGCCAUCAAAAGUCAUGCUUGCCUCGAUCACGGCCUGUGCUGAAGGUAUCAGCUUGACUGCUGCGUCGCGCGUUAUCUUGCUCGACUCUGAGUGGAAUCCUUCCAAGAGUAAGCAGGCGAUUGCACGAGCGUUCCGGCCCGGCCAGAACAAAGUUGUUUAUGUAUAUCAACUGCUGGCCACUGGCACACUGGAGGAGGAAAAGCACAGCAGAACUACUUGGAAGGAGUGGGUUUCGGAUAUGAUUUUCAGCGACGAACACGUCGAGGACCCGUCUCACUGGCAGGCGCCCAAGAUCGAGGAUGAGCUACUCAGAGAGAUUGUCGAAGAAGAUCGAGCAGCGCUGUUCCACCGGAUCAUGAAGAACGAGAAAGCCUCCAACGUGAUUAGAGGAAAAGGUAUGCUCAAGAAAAUGUGAUGAUGAUGCCAUAUCAUGUUUUAGACUGCGAUGGAUGUACAUUCUAAUCCUUAAUUUUCAUCCUAUUUUCUUGAACAAGUUGUUUAUUUUUCCAUUUUCCCGGACAAUGAGGAGAUGAAUAAAAAUAUAAAAUCACAUUAAGAAAAUUUGAAAUAUGUGAUUCAAGACAGGAUGAAUGAAUAAUUGAUUGAAGACAUUAUUAUUUUGCAAUAAAUCAAUGUUGUUACUCUCGCCA
Salvia miltiorrhiza (redroot sage) is the source of this 4740-nucleotide messenger RNA. Its product is annotated as SNF2 domain-containing protein CLASSY 1-like. Gene Ontology annotation, biological process: gene silencing by siRNA-directed DNA methylation. Gene Ontology annotation, molecular function: ATP-dependent chromatin remodeler activity; ATP binding. NCBI's taxonomy places the organism in Eukaryota, Viridiplantae, Streptophyta, Magnoliopsida, Lamiales, Lamiaceae. Bases 597 to 4505 code for a protein of 1302 amino acids. The transcript is spliced from 8 exons. The record is from RefSeq and is a predicted model, not a curated record.